Aspergillus nidulans FGSC A4 is the source of this 4296-nucleotide messenger RNA. RefSeq names its product ubiquitin-binding TORC1 subunit KOG1. The record is from RefSeq and is a predicted model, not a curated record. Gene Ontology annotation, cellular component: TORC1 complex. The transcript has 9 exons. Gene Ontology annotation, biological process: TOR signaling. Bases 1 to 4296 code for a protein of 1431 amino acids. NCBI's taxonomy places the organism in Eukaryota, Fungi, Ascomycota, Eurotiomycetes, Eurotiales, Aspergillaceae.
AUGAGGGACCCGACAGUAGAUAUGGAGCAACGUAAUACAUCACCGCACCAGGCUUCCAGUCUUCAGGCUGAGGCCCCGAGGAGGACCCAGAAGUCCGUCCGAGUUGCCUUUGGCCCUGACUUGGAAACGCAUAUCCCACCUCGCCAAAGAUCCCCUGCACCGAUUUCAAAUCACCAUCGCUCAUUUACCACUGUCGAACACCACAAGCCUCCACCGGCUAGGCCGACGAGCUCUUCUGGCGAGAACACAACGCCUACCGAGGGCAAUUCGCGGUUUACUUCAGACCAAGAUUCCAGUAGUAGUGCACGGCCAACGGCGGCUCUGAAGAGGGCCAAGAGUGACUAUGGACCCCGCGGAGGUUUCGAUAAGCCCGUGGUCGUCGAUAACGAGGAUGAGGAGGACUUUGCGAUGAGGCAUGGGUGGCAGGAGGAAUACACGUCGAGCGAGUACCUCAAGGUGCUUCAUUCGAACUUCUACAUGUACUUUACGGAGAAACGUCACGAGACAAAUGGAUUUCCGAGAGACCCUGUUGGAAGCUGGCCAUCCCAGGACUGGCGGAUGAAGGACCGCCUCAAGACUGUUUCUGCUGCGUUGGCGAUUUGUCUGAACAUCGGUGUUGAUCCUCCGGAUGUCGUCAAGACAAAUCCAACCGCUAAACUCGAAUGCUGGGUCGACCCGACAUCCACCACCGGCGGCGGCAACAACAAGCUGAUGGAGCAAAUUGGAAAAAAACUGCAAGAGCAAUACGAGACACUUAGUCUUAGGACGCGGUACAAGCAAUACCUCGACCCUUCUGUUGACGAAACCAAGAAGUUUUGUGUAUCGCUCCGCCGAAACGCCAAAGACGAAAGAGUUCUCUUCCACUACAAUGGUCACGGUGUCCCGUUGCCCACUCAGUCCGGAGAGAUAUGGGUUUUCAACAAAAAUUACACACAGUACAUCCCUGUGUCCUUGUACGACCUACAACAAUGGCUUGCGGGGCCCAGUCUUUUUGUGUUCGAUGUUUCUCAUGCAGGGAACAUAGUCCAAAACUUCCACACCUUUGUUGAGAAACACGAGAAAGAAAACCUCGAGCAGAAAAGGCUUGAUCCGAAUGCUAUCGUUCAGAACUAUGGAGACUGCAUCAUCCUUGCGGCGUGCCAAAAGAAUGAAUCCCUUCCGACGAAUCCAGAUCUCCCGGCGGAUUUGUUUACAUGCUGCCUGACCACACCGAUCGAGAUUGCGUUGCGCUAUUUCAUUCUCCAAAACCCACUUCAAUCCAAUAUCCGAAUCGACGACUUUCGGGUUCCCGGUCGCUUACAGGACCGCAGAAGUCCUCUCGGAGAGUUGAACUGGAUCUUCACGGCCAUCACCGACACGAUUGCGUGGAAAACUCUACCACGAGCCCUCUUCAAGAAACUUUUCCGGCAAGACCUUAUGGUGGCGGCAUUGUUCAGGAACUUUCUGCUGAGCGAGCGCAUCAUGCGCACAUACAAAUGCCAACCAAUCUCAUCACCAGAACUCCCAGAGACCCAUAAUCACCCCCUCUGGAAAAGCUGGGACCUGGCGGUUGAAAUGGUUCUUGCUCAGCUGCCUGCCCUUAUCGAUCAUGAGGAAGGUCGCAGACAAUACGAGUAUCAACAUUCCACAUUCUUCGCGGAACAACUUACUGCGUUUGAGAUGUACUUAUCAUCUGGCCCAACCGAGAAGAGCCCACCAGAUCAGUUACCCAUCGUUCUGCAGGUCCUUUUGAGUCAGGCGCACAGGUUGAGAGCCCUGAUCCUGCUUAGCAAGUUCCUCGACUUAGGACCAUGGGCUGUCCACUUGGCUUUGAGCAUUGGUAUAUUCCCCUAUGUUGUGAAGCUUCUGCAGUCGGCGGCUCAGGAGUUGAAACCGGUCAUGGUAUUCAUUUGGGCAAGAAUCAUGGCUGUCGACCACACAGUCCAGAAUGACCUUUUGAAGGACAACGGCAUCCACUACUUCAUCUCCAUCCUUAACCCAUCCUCACCUAUUCCCGUGGGUAACGCUAGCGAACACCGAGCCAUGUGUGCCUUCAUUGUUUCAAUAUUCUGCAAGAAUUAUACACAAGGACAGAACGUAUGCCUAUCAUCCGACCUCUUCGAAUCCUGUUUGAUACAUCUGAUGGAUGUUGAAAACCCCCUGCUGCGACAGUGGUCGUGCCUCUGUAUCAGUAUGCUGUGGUCAGACUUUCCGGAGGCCAAGUGGAUGGGAAUUCGGUGUUCUGCGCCGAUGAGACUUUGCGAACUAAACUUCGACCCCGUCCCAGAAGUCAGGGCCGCAAUGCUUCAUGCCCUGAUGACCUUCCUCGGUAUCCCCGAUCUGACCGAUCAGGUGGCACAGAUUGAGGAAUCUUUAGCCCUUGCCGUCCUACCGAUGGCUUCCGAUGGUAGCGUGAUUGUCAGGAAAGAGCUCCUUGUGUUCUUUUCAACUUUCGUGAAGCGCUAUCAGAACAAAUUCCUUGUUGCUGCUUACGAGGAACUUCAGGAUGAAAAGCUGAACCUUCUCGGUAAACUAGGCUUAGAUAGCUCUCCGCCUGCAGAGACGGGUACUGCAGGCAAGCCUCAGCCACUGUCCAAGAACACAACAUUUGGCACAAUCUGGAAGCAACUUCUGAUUCUCUCCGUUGAUCCCCAUCCUGACAUUGCGCAGGAUGCGGGGAUAAUUGUGGAUUACAUGCAUCAGUUGUUACUCGAAUCUCCUAUGGCCGCGCUAACUGGACGACUUCGCAAGGAAAUAUUGGACCUCUCAAAUCAAGUUGACCAACAGUCCCAGGUUCGUGAAAAGCCGAAUCUGAAGAAGGCUGCGCCGCCGCCGCCUCCUCCCACCGCGCCCCCGAAGCAAGAAGGGUACCUCUCAUUGAGCCUUAGGCGGACUGCUAGUGUAGCAGCAUCGCUAAAAAAUCUCGCAUUUGGCGGCCCUUCGCAGGGAGAAUCAUCCCAAGGAUCGGAGGCAUCAACAUCACCCCAAAGUCGUGCACCUGCCACCCCACGAGGGCGAGCUCCUCCGGAAUGGACUCGGCCACCCGAGGUCAACGACCAACUUGCUCCUGCAACAACAUACCAACAAGCACCAGUUCCCACUUCGCGUGGGUUUGAACGCAGAGAUUCAUCAGUUGCCCCAAGCAUUCCACUAUACUUCCGCGAACCGCAAAUGAAACCCAAUGAACCCGACGAGCCCGGUAGCGCGGAUUACAAUGAACGUCUCUGGAGGCGCAGCCGCAACGAGAAAAUCAUUUCGGAGACCCAGCCCCUGAAAGGAAAAGCAGGCAGCAGCCGCUGGGAUAACUCGAUAGCGCUGUUAUCGAACGCCACUCAGCCCCUAAAGAUGUGCUUUCAUCAGUUCGAGGACCACAUUGCCGUGGCCGAUGAUAGAGAUACGAUUGCGAUCUGGGAUUGGCAGAAUCACAAACGCCUCAACCGUUUCUCCAACGGGAACCCAUUGGGAUCCAAGAUCAACGAAGUUCGUUACAUAAACGAGGAUGACCAAGCUCUUCUGAUGACAGGGUCGUCGGAUGGCGUGCUCAAAGUGUUCCGCAACUAUGAAUCAGCCAAAGACGUCGAAAUCGUGACCGCUUUCAGAGCAUUACCGGAACUAAUCCCUAGUAACCGGAACGCCGGCCUUGUUCUCGACUGGCAGCAGGGUCAAGGUAAAGCUCUGGUCGCCGGUGAUGUCAAAGUCAUCCGGGUGUGGAAUGCGGCAACAGAAGUCUGCACGACUGAUAUUCCCGCCCGCUCCGGCUCCUGCAUCACGUCUCUAACUUCUGACCAAGUUGCGGGCAACAUCUUCGUGGCCGGCUUUGGCGACGGCGCAGUCCGCGUUUUCGACCAGCGCCUCAAACCCACAGCGUCAAUGGUCAAAGUAUGGCGCGAACAUAAACAGUGGAUCACCAACGUCCAUAUGCAGCGCGGGGGCCUCAGGGAACUCAUCUCCGGCAGUCGAAACGGCGAAAUCAGACUUUGGGAUCUGCGCAUGGAUAAUCCCAUCUCAACGAUUUACGGCACAAGAGAUACCCUGCGCACACUGAGCGUCCACGAACACGCGCCUGUUUUCAUGGUCGGCACAAACCGCCAUGAAGUAAAGACUUACAACGUUGACGGAACCCACCUUUCUACCUUCGAGCCUUACUCAAGCUUCCUCCACCAUAACCGCUCCUCGCCCAUCUCCAGUACAGCCUUUCACCCGCACCGCACCCUCUUCGCCUGCGCCGCGCUCAACGAUAAUCAUAUCAAUCUGCAUGGCCGUCAGUUCGUAUGUCCUGCACUCGUAAAGCAAAGCAACGGACUCGAGUAUCUCUGA